AAACCACCUAAAUAAUACCAACUGCACAACGGCCGAGCAUGCUGCAAUAGCUUCCGACACUCGUGUAAUCUUUUCGUUUGUGUAUUAAGAGGCUACGAAAUAUCUGCCGCUUUUGUUGCAUUCCAAGAAAUGGUUGAGGACAAGGAGAAUACAGCCAGUGCUGGGCAGGAGCCGGUCUCCAAAAAGGCAGCCAAGAAGCAGGCUAAGUUAGCCAAGAAAGCUGAGCACAAAGCCGACACUGCCGCUGCUCUCGCUGCAAAUGAAGCAGCUGGCGACAGUGCAGCCGAUCAUGCAGCGGCCCGCUAUGGCCUCUCCGAGAUGAUACAGUCGAAAGAUAAGCGAAGCGAGCGCGAGUUCGUCACGGUGUCCGAUCUGAAUGCUCAUGUGGGCAAGGGCCUGGUCUGGGUGCGUGGCCGUGUGCAUACGACUCGUGCAAAGGGCAAACAGUGCUUCCUCAUUCUGCGCCAGCAGAGCAGCACGGUUCAAUGCAUUCUGGCUGUGGGCGACAUCAUUUCCAAGCAAAUGGUCAAGUUUGCCGGAAACAUACCCAAGGAGAGCAUCAUUGACAUCCAAGCGAAAGCAGUGGCUGUGCCCACCAAAAUUGAAUCCUGUACGGAGCAGUUGCUGGAGUUGUCUGUGGAGCAGAUAUUCGUCAUAUCUCAGGCGAAGGCUCAGCUGCCGUUGCAAAUUGAGGAUGCAUCUCGACCCGAGAAUGCCGACGAUGCCGAGGGACUUAACAUACGCGUUAAUCAGGACACGAGACUGGAUAAUCGUGUGCUUGACCUACGCACACCAGCCAAUCAGGCCAUCUUUCGCCUGGAGGCUGGCGUCUGUCGUCUCUUCCGCGACAUUCUGACCGAGAAGGGUUUCACCGAAAUCCACACGCCCAAGAUUAUUUCUGCUGCCAGUGAAGGAGGUGCCAACGUAUUCACCGUGAGCUAUUUUAAGGAUUCUGCAUAUCUGGCACAGUCUCCGCAGCUGUACAAGCAAAUGGCUAUCGCAGCCGACUUCGACAAGGUUUACACUGUUGGCGCCGUGUUCCGCGCCGAGGACUCAAAUACGCACAGGCAUUUAACCGAGUUCGUGGGACUCGAUUUGGAGAUGGCAUUCAAAUAUCACUAUCACGAGGUGCUGCACACAAUCGGCAAUACGUUCACAGCCAUCUUUAAGGGCCUGCGUGACAAGUACAGUCGCGAGAUCGAAGCCGUUGGGCAGCAGUACAAAGUGGAGCCGUUCAAGUUCUUGGAGCCGCCGCUAAUACUGCAGUUUGCUGAGGGCGUGGCUAUGCUGCGUGAGGCUGGCAUUGAGACGGGCGAUGAGGAGGAUUUGUCAACGCCAAACGAAAAGCUAUUGGGUCGUCUGGUUAAAGCCAAAUACGACACUGACUUUUACAUCCUUGACAAGUUCCCACUGGCGAUACGACCGUUCUACACCAUGCCCGAUCCCAACAACCCGAUGUAUUCCAACUCGUAUGACAUGUUCAUGCGCGGCGAGGAGAUUCUGUCGGGCGCUCAACGUAUACACGAUCCAGAGUACUUAAUUGAACGUGCCAAGCACCAUGGCAUCGAUAUUACAAAAAUUGCGGCUUACAUCGAAUCCUUCCGCUACGGCUGUCCACCACACGCUGGCGGCGGCAUUGGCAUGGAGCGCGUCGUUAUGCUGUAUCUGGGCUUGGAUAACAUUAGGAAGACUUCAAUGUUCCCACGUGAUCCUAAGCGAUUAACACCUUAAACGUGAUUGAUUUAAAUACAAGAAGAAAAUGGAAAAGCUCUUAUCUUAAUGAAUGAAAUUCGAUAAAAAUUAUUUUAAUUUCCUCCAACUUUCCAAACUGUGAACAGCCUUCCCAAGUCUCAGAAUUUUGUAUUUUAAUUGAUCCCCGCUGCUCCUUAAGUUGCGACCAUCACAUUAAGAACUUGCAUACUGCAAAGUUGUUUGACAACGAGAACUGUAAAGACUGUUUAGGGUCAGAAUGUGUUUAAAACCGUUUAAAAUAAAUCUUUGCAUGUGUCUUUA
Molecule: messenger RNA, 2013 nt
Organism: Drosophila navojoa
Lineage: Eukaryota; Metazoa; Arthropoda; Insecta; Diptera; Drosophilidae
Gene: AspRS
Product: aspartyl-tRNA synthetase
Biological process (GO): aspartyl-tRNA aminoacylation
Cellular component (GO): cytosol; cytoplasm; aminoacyl-tRNA synthetase multienzyme complex
Molecular function (GO): ATP binding; RNA binding; aspartate-tRNA ligase activity
Source: RefSeq, a predicted model, not a curated record